Messenger RNA from Lycium barbarum (goji berry), 2180 nucleotides. RefSeq lists its product as uncharacterized. Gene Ontology annotation, cellular component: cytoplasm. The transcript is spliced from 15 exons. Gene Ontology annotation, biological process: biosynthetic process. Bases 478 to 1938 code for a protein of 486 amino acids. The record is from RefSeq and is a predicted model, not a curated record. Lineage: Eukaryota; Viridiplantae; Streptophyta; Magnoliopsida; Solanales; Solanaceae.
CAAAUGUGUCAUGACGAUGACACUUUUAUGCUAACUAUUAUCGAGUGACAUGAAUAGAUUAUUUCUCAUAGUUCAAUGACAUAUUUGAACUUUUUCCAUUUUUUCUAGACUCCUCAGAAACGACAUCUAAUCAAUACGUUCCGACUUAUAAUAGAUCUUAAUUUCCGUUCUUUAAUUUUUGCAAUUUCCCCUUUUACCAGCACACACACCCACCCCCAACCACCCAAAAAAAAAAAAUCAUGCACUAGCUUUGUCGUAUUCACAUGACGACGUCGUUCGUUGAGUGUCUCCCAGAAUUUUUCACUCUCAUAACAUUUGACAGAAUCGAAGUAUUUAAGACGGUGUCUAUUUUGGCAGAAAGUUUACAGGUCAUUUGUCAGCAAAUCCAAGAUCCACUGGUCCAUCAGUUCCAAAAUCUUUGAUUAGGACUUUCUUGGUUUAACGAUUAGGGUACAAUUACCAAAAAAAUUACAUUAAAUGGCAUUCUUAGGGGAUAAGGUGGUAGCUGUGAUCAGGGUUGGUGGACCCACAAAAGGUACUCGUUUUCGGCCUCUUUCUUUCAAUACACCGAAGCCGCUCUUCCCUUUAGCUGGUCAGCCUAUGGUUCACCACCCGAUUUCCGCAUGUAAAAGGAUACCCAACUUGUCACGAAUUUUUCUUGUUGGAUUUUACGAGGAGCGGGCAUUUGCCUUAUAUGCCUCUUCAGUAUCUAGGGAGCUUAAUAUCCCUGUCAGGUAUCUGAGGGAAGACAAACCUCAUGGGUCUGCAGGUGGCAUUUCUUACUUCAGAACUCAGAUCAUGGAGGAUCUUCCAUCUUACAUUUUUCUGCUAAACUGCAACGUGUGCUGCAAUUUUCCAUUGCCAGAGAUGUUCGAUGCCCAUAUAAGAUAUGGUGGUAUGGGUAUAUUGCUAGUUAGCAAGGUUUCUGCUGAAUCAGCCAGCCAGUUUGGUGAGUUGGUUGCCGAUCCUGUUACUAAAGAAUUGUUGCAUUACACAGAGAAACUUGAGACCUUUGUAAGUGAUCUGAUAAAUUGUGGGGUUUAUGUCUUUACCUCAGAAAUAUUUAGUGCCAUACAAGACGUUUCCACACACAGGAAUGACAGAGGUAAAAUCUAUCCAAUAUUGUUCCCUUAUCCUGAAACAGCCGCCCUACCUUUCAAGGUGGGGGUUAGGUCUGCGUACAAUCUACCCUCCCCAGACCCCACAUGGUGGGAUUAUACUGGGCUUGUUGUUAUUGUUGUUGUUGUUGUUGUUGAUUUGUGCUUGGUGUUUCUUAAUUUCAGCUACUCUGCAUCAUUUUUCCAGCCAGCAUGCAACAGGGUGAUUCAAGUCUCAAUUGAUUUUCUGACUUUCAAGCAGUUAUACCAGUCCCUUCCUAAAGAUUUUGUUAGGUUGGAUCAAGACAUCUUGUCACCUCUUGCUGGAAAGAAGAAACUGUACACAUAUGAGACCAUGGACUUCUGGGAACAGAUCAAGACUCCAGGGAUGUCUUUAAAGUGUUCUGCUUUGUAUCUUGCUCAAUUCCGGAAUACCACUCCCCAUCUACUUGCUAGUGGAGAUGGCACCAGCAAUGCCACAAUUGUUGGGGAUGUUUACAUUCAUCCAUCAGCUAAAGUAUACUCAACAGCAAAGAUUGGGCCGAAUGUUUCAAUAUCUGCGAAUGUUCGAGUGGCUGCUGGUGCUAGACUCGUCAGCUGCAUCAUUUUGGAUAACGUAGAAAUCAAGGAAAAUGCAGUUAUCAUGCAUGCUAUAGUGGGGUGGAAAUCAUCUAUUGGGAAAUGGUCCCGAGUACAGGCUGAAGGGGACUACAAUUCAAAACUCGGGAUUACAAUUCUUGGUGAGGCCGUAACUGUUGAAGAUGAAGUGGUCGUGAUUAACAGCAUUGUCCUUCCAAAUAAGACACUUAAUGUAAGUGUACAGGAAGAGAUUAUCCUGUAAAUAUUCAAAGUUUUGAUUCCAAGAGCUCUAUACCACCUAGGAUCUACCUUCUUGUCACAAAAGUUUAGCUUAUUCAUAAUCCCUAAUAAAUACCUCUUCUUCUUGCAUCAAGCAUUCUUGUAUUGUGGAUUCAUCUGAGUUAGAAAACAAUUGGAUGUUUUCUUAUCAUACUGAAUUUAGAAGACAUGCUUAACUAACAUUUCGGUUAUGUUUUCUCUUGAGGUCCUAAAUACCUACAACUG